AUGGCGUCCUUCCUCAUCCCGAAAUCUGUCCGCUCAGGUGCUCGCAUUGCUCGAAGCGCUUCAAGCCUAGUUUCCAAAACUGCAAUACGAGCGGCGUCGACUACGUCGAAACACCCGGUCAACUUCACGCCUCCCACGACCGAAGAGCUCUACGAACUGCGCGAUCGCGUCCAAGAAUUUACCCGUCGCGAGAUCCCUGAAGAACUAGCCGCGCGGACGGACCGAGAAAAUGACUUCCCCCACUUCAUGUGGAAGAAACUUGGCGAGGCUGGCUUCCUGGGGCCGACGGCUGACGAGGAAUAUGGAGGCCUGGGCAUGGGAUACCAAGCACACAGUGUGAUCAUGGAGGAGAUCUCGCGGGCGUCGGGGUCCAUUGGACUAAGCUACGCGGCUCACUCGCAGCUGUGCGUGAACCAGCUGUCCUUGAACGGGACGAAGGAGCAAAAGCAAAGAGUCUUGCCCGGUCUAAUCAGCGGGGAGAAGGUGGGCGCCCUGGCCAUGUCGGAGCACUCGGCGGGCAGCGAUGUCGUGAGCAUGAAGACCACGGCGAAGGCGGUGGACGGGGGCUACCGCCUGAACGGGACCAAGAUGUGGAUCACCAACGGCCCGGAGGCCGACUUCAUCGUGGUGUACGCGAAGACGGAGCCCGAGAAGAAGAGCAAGGGCAUCACGGCGUUCAUCGUGGAGAAGACCUUCGAGGGCUUCUCGGUCGCGAGGAAGCUGGACAAGCUGGGCAUGAGGGGCUCGAACACGGGCGAACUCGUCUUCGACAACGUCUUUGUGCCCAAGGAGAAUGUCUUGGGCGAGGUCAACAAGGGCGUCCGGGUGCUGAUGGAGGGCUUGGAUCUCGAGAGACUGGUCCUCAGCGCGGGCCCGUUGGGAAUCAUGCAGGCCUGCUUGGACCUGGUCCUGCCCUACACGCACCAGAGGAAGCAGUUCGACAUGCCUAUCGCCCACAACCAGCUGAUUCAAGGAAAGCUGGCCGACAUGUAUACCAAGCUCCAAGCCGCGCGGGCGUACACCUACACUACGGCGAAGAAGGUCGAUGAAGAGGGUGACAUCCGCACGCAGGACUGUGCCGGGGCAAUUCUCUAUGCGGCCGAGAGGGCCAGCGAAUGCGGGCUGGAUGCAAUCCAGUUGAUGGGUGGCAAUGGAUACGUCAACGAAAUCCCCGCCGGGAGAUUGUUGAGGGAUGCAAAACUAUACGAGAUCGGUGCCGGGACCAGCGAGAUCAGGAGGAUGGUCAUCGGAAGGGCGUUCAACAAGGAGUAUGCUGAUCAGAGCAUCUGA
Molecule: messenger RNA, 1290 nt
Organism: Cladophialophora bantiana CBS 173.52
Lineage: Eukaryota; Fungi; Ascomycota; Eurotiomycetes; Chaetothyriales; Herpotrichiellaceae
Exons: 1
Coding region: 1-1290 (429 amino acids)
Biological process (GO): L-leucine catabolic process
Molecular function (GO): flavin adenine dinucleotide binding; 3-methylbutanoyl-CoA dehydrogenase activity
Source: RefSeq, a predicted model, not a curated record